Corythoichthys intestinalis (scribbled pipefish) is the source of this 430-nucleotide messenger RNA. Its product is annotated as cytochrome c oxidase subunit 7B, mitochondrial. Gene Ontology annotation, biological process: mitochondrial electron transport, cytochrome c to oxygen. The coding region runs from base 74 to 310 and encodes 78 amino acids. The transcript is spliced from 3 exons. The record is from RefSeq and is a predicted model, not a curated record. NCBI's taxonomy places the organism in Eukaryota, Metazoa, Chordata, Actinopteri, Syngnathiformes, Syngnathidae.
CCUUAACGUAAUUUCCGUCGGCCUCAGUUGAACUUCCGCCGUUCAAGGGUAUCUAAACGAAAGGCAAGUCAACAUGUACAGGUUCGCUAAAGCCGCGGUGAACAUCACCGGUCAAGCUGCACGACAAGUGAGGCACGGUUCGACCGCUCCCCAAGACUUCCACUCGAAGUAUGGUACCGGUUUGUUGGUUGGCGGUUUUGUGUUCUGCACAGCAGUGUGGUCAUACGUGUUGACUCAGGCUGGCAUCACCUGGAAUCUGUCCCCUGUUGGGAGGGUCAUGCCCAAACCAUGGAGAGAGACUGAGGAGUAGAAAGAGAAAAACAAAACAACCCUUCAUGGUGAAGACCCAAUCUUUAACGUUCUAACUGUACAUAUGAGCAGUAAACUGCCUUUGUGUUUAAAUUUUGUCCAAAUAAAUUAAAGUGAUUAA